CAUUGUAUUUACCAAGCGACCACAUUUCGUAAAAUAUUUACUUAUUCAUGUUCCCCCCUUGCAGAUCUCUACUUGUAUUAUAAAUGUUUUACCUGUACAUAACCGAUUGAAGGGCACUUUUUUAACAAAGACUUCACUGUUAAGCAUAGACGCACGGGUGGCUGUGGCAUUUGGCUUAUUGAAAGGAGGGAGGUAAACUGCAAGUAUGGCGCAGGGACAUUCCUCACAGAGCACAACAAAUCUGAUCUUUUCUGGUGAAGCGGGGAGAAAGAAAACCAUUGCGGUAGUUGUGAUCGUAGCAAUCCUGGUAGUACUGGUGGGUGUGGCGGUCGCUGUUCCCGUGGCGCUGAGGAUGAACGCCAGGUCAACUGAUGCGGCGUCCGUGGAACUUGCGAAUAAGGUGUUGACUGAAACGCCGCUGAUCGACGGCCACAAUGAUCUCCCUAUCAAGUACAGGGUUUUCGUGGACAACCAAGUGGAAAGUGUGAAUCUUGGACAGAGAUUAACUGAAACCACCUUUGCAAUUCCACAAACAGACAUCCCGCGUCUCCGGUCUGGGAAAGUUGGGGCUCAGUUUUGGGCGUGUUAUGGCCAAUGCUCGUCCCAGUAUAAAGACGCUGUAAGGUACGCUCUAGAACAGUUGGACGUCAUUAUGAGAUUCGUCAACCAAUAUCCUGACACGUUUCAGUUCGUGACAUCUGCUGAUGGAAUUAUGAAUGCGUUCAAUGCUGGUAAAAUAGGCAGUCUGAUUGGUCUAGAAGGUGGUCACAUGAUCGACAGCAGCCUGGGAAUACUGAGAAUGUUUUAUAGUCUUGGUGUCCGCUACAUGACGUUAACACAUAACUGUCACACCCCUUGGUCGGACAACUUCCGGUCGGACUGGCCAGUAGACCAUGCUAGUUACCAGCCACCGCAAAGUAACGGGCUCUCACAAUGGGGAGAG
Molecule: messenger RNA, 943 nt
Organism: Lingula anatina
Lineage: Eukaryota; Metazoa; Brachiopoda; Lingulata; Lingulida; Lingulidae
Product: dipeptidase 1
Biological process (GO): proteolysis
Molecular function (GO): metallodipeptidase activity
Source: RefSeq, a predicted model, not a curated record